This is a messenger RNA of Sarcophilus harrisii (Tasmanian devil), 4644 nucleotides long. It is a transcript of the gene KLHDC1, whose product is annotated as kelch domain containing 1. Bases 2446 to 3477 code for a protein of 343 amino acids. Gene Ontology annotation, molecular function: protein binding. NCBI's taxonomy places the organism in Eukaryota, Metazoa, Chordata, Mammalia, Dasyuromorphia, Dasyuridae. The record is from RefSeq and is a predicted model, not a curated record. The transcript has 14 exons.
ACCGAACGGUACUGCGUGGCCGAGGAGCGAAGUGGACACUGCGCUGUGGUGGACGGGAACUUCCUCUAUGUCUGGGGAGGAUAUGUGUGUUGGUUCUCCUCUCAGCUACCUCUUCCAGCACCAGUAACUUCUCUGCAUCAAAAAUUGACUCGGCCUUAAAGUACUCCAGCAGGACCACAGUAUUGUACUAUUGUUGCCGAGUCUCACAACCUAUUAGAGAUGUGAUUAAAAUCGAAGAUUUUAGAAAAUUGCUAGACCACACUUAAUUUCUAGUGUAUUACUAAAUGGUUUUAUGCCAUGUGUUUUUCUUGUUAGUAUUUUCAUUUUAUCUUUUUGAGAAUCCCAAGAGAACUCUGUUUUAUUGUAUAGAAUUCAUGUUAAAAGUUAACAUACAAUCUAUGACAAAUCUGUAAUCUGAUAUCAGUCUUUCUGUUCCAUGGAAACACAUUAUAUAGUUAUCCAUUUAAAAUUAAAUAUUUGUGAAAGAUUACAUCUGUAGAGAGUAUUAAGAUGGCAGGUGGCCAAAUCAAAAUUUAUUUCAAACAUGAUUUGAUAUUCUCUCCUUUACAAAACAUGUUUUUCCUGUAGCCAGGUAGAAUUUUGGCUUACCGCUCUGAGAAAUGUGAUUACCAUGAUAAACACUACUUCUGGCUUAUUUCUUUACUAAAGCUCUUCAGGUUCAAAGCAGGCUGGGUAAUGGAUAUCUACUGAUAUUACAGGAAUUCUCUUAUUGGCUAAUAAUCCUCUACCUCAGUUUAAAUUGAGACAAGUGUCCUCUGUUUGAUUUGGUUUCUCUCUAUCCAUAAUUGUAUAUUUAAAAGGUUUUUAACUAGUAAUUUACUAUGUUCAUCCACUCAAAUAGCAAAUUUUGACAUAAUUUUGAUAAUAGAAAUAAGCUUUUAAAGAAACAAGCUUCUCUUUUCUGGUUGUAAUAGCUGCUGUGAAGGAAGGGUGUGUGAAUUUCCUGCCUUCCUCUCCUACCAGGGAAGAUAACAAUCUUGUGGCCUGGAUUCUAGUACUGUCACCAAACAGUCUUCUAUUAUGCUCAGUUGCAUCUCUCCCCACCUUCCUCCAUGCUCUACUUUGCUACAGGUCUUAGAUCCAUUUGCUUUUCCUUCAUUUUGUCAGAGGAGUAGCACCUAGUGCCUCUAUUCCAUGCUGACUUGGCAGAAGAAGCAUUGAGGAAUCAGUACAGGUCACAGUCCUCUGCUUGUCUCUCUCUUCUCUGUAUCUUGGCUUUUUUGGCAAAAGCAAAUUGUUUCCCAAACUAAAAGCCCUGGAAUCCUGGGAUCUUUGGGUAACAUCUGUGUGUUAGCACUGCUGUUCGACCAAGUUUCUGCAACAGUUCUCCAAGGGGAAGGAGUCCAUUCCUAAAGAUAGCCAGACCUUUAUUAAGAAAUAUUUUGAAGGCUGUGGAGUUUCAUCAUUCUGAAUGAAGGGAAAGCUAACCUUAUUUUGACAUUUGAUUUUUGAUGCUUUAGAAAUCAAAUGGAGAAAGAAGUUUUCAUUUGAAAUUGCAUUGGUAGUACAUAUCAAUCCCCCAACCUAAUAAUAAAAGAUUUCUGUAUCCCUACACUGUUCCUUAAAUGAUAAAAGGUUUGGAUCUCACCUGAAAGGUUGAAUGUCAGUUACUAUUUCCUUCAUGUGGGCUGAUUGAGUUCAGAAGUCACCUACUAUACAAGCCCAAUUUGGGAACACAGGUCCUAUCAGAGAAACCUGAGUUCAAGUCAUGAAUCUAUAGUGUUUAUAGGACUUAGUUUCUUAAGACCUAUAGAUGUUUUUAAUUGGUUAUAAGCAGGAGAGGAAAGAAACAAAAAAGUAAUGAGGGAAAAAAGAAACGUAGAUAGGAAGAAAGUUAAGAAUGUCAACAAGAAUUAUUUCAGUGCCACUGGAGCUACAUGAGUUGCCUAGAAUUGAUGUAGGUCAGCAAUUUUCAAACUAUAUUCUGGGGAACUUCUGAGACCCUUUUAGGAGGUCCUUGUGGUCAAAACUAUUUUCAUAACUAAGAUGUCUUAAUUUUUAAUAUAGUAAAUACUGAUAAAUAUAACAUGUAAACAAAAACAUUUGGGAAUCCCUAAUAAUUUUUAAGAGUGAAAAGGGGUCCUGAGACCAGAGUUUGAGAAUAACUAUCCCAAGAUCAUCAUGGCUUAAAGGAUUCCUGGGAUUCUUGAGUUGCUCCAGUUACUUCGUUUUUUGUUUUUUUUUUUUCUAGAAUAAGUCAUAGGAAGGCUGUAGGUGUCUUGGACUAAAUUAGAUUCACCUCUGUCCCUGAAUAUCUCCUCUCAAAGGUAUUCUUUAAACAGGGAACAACACAGGACUAAGCUAGUUCUCUAGGUGAACCGUGCUUCAAAACUGCAGUGCCCUCUAAAGUCUAUUGAAGACAAUGAAGUGUAUUUGCCUAAUGAUGAAAUUUGGAUCUAUGAAAUUGACAAUGGUUUGUGGACAAUGCAUCUUAUGGAAGGAGAACUCCCUACAUCCAUGUCAGGAAGUUGUGGUGCCUGCAUUAAUGGAAAACUCUAUGUUUUUGGAGGAUAUGAUGACAAAGGAUAUAGCAAUCGACUCUAUUUUGUUAAUUUACGAACAAGAGAUGGAACAUUCCAAUGGGAAAAAAUCAUUGACUUUAAAGGACAGCCACCUACACCGCGAGACAAACUUUCUUGCUGGGUAUAUAAAGACAGGUUAAUAUAUUUUGGUGGUUAUGGAUGUAGGAAACACAGUGAACUCCAAGACUGUUUUGAUGUUCAUGAUGCAUCUUGGGAAGGACAGAUAUUUUGGGGUUGGCAUAAUGAUGUCCAUGUUUUUGAUACAAACACACAGACUUGGUUUCAACCAGAAAUAAAAAAUGGAAUCCCACCACAGCCUCGAGCAGCUCACACAUGCGCAGUACUUGGAAAUAAGGGCUAUAUUUUUGGAGGACGAGUAUUGCAAACCAGGAUGAAUGAUUUGCACUGUCUGAACUUAGAUACUUGGACUUGGUCUGGAAGGAUUCAUACUAAUGGAGAGAAACCAAAACAUCGGUCUUGGCAUACUUUGACACCAAUUGCUGAUGAUCAGCUUUUUCUGUUUGGUGGAUUAAGUGCAGAGAAUAUUCCUUUAAGUGAUGGAUGGAUUCACAAUGUUGUAACAAAUGGUUGGAGACAGCUUACACAUUUACCUAAGACAAGGCCCAGGUUAUGGCAUACUGCCUGUCUGGGAAAAGAAAAUGAAGUAAUGGUAUUUGGUGGGAGCAAAGAUGAUUUACUUUUUAUGGAUACAGGUCACUGUAAUGAUUUAUUAAUAUUUCAAACUCAACCUUAUUCACUUCUCAGGUUAUGUCUCGACUGCAUUGGUAAAAAUGCUGUCAUCUUAGAAAGUCAGAUAACUUUAUUACCUCCAAAGCUUCUUCAGCAAGUUCUCAAAAAAAUAACAUUUUGGACUGCAGCUAAUCAUCGACAAGAACAAAGAGCUAAAACUGAAGAAACAGACAAAUAUCUUUGAAUUGUUAUUGUUAUAUAUAGUAUAUAACUAUGUUGAACAUUUUGGAAAAGAAAAAACAUUUGGAAAAGCUAUUAAUAGCUUUAAUUCUGGUAUUCUCCUCAAAAAACAGUAUUUGGCAGCAAAAAAAAAAAGUACUUUUGGAGGGAUUAUAUAAUAAUGAUGGAUGUUAGAUAUAAGAAUGGCAGAUUAACUUAAAAUUUUAAGAACAGGCCACCUUUCAAAUAAGUUUGUAGUAAGGUUAUUCUUCUAGAAAACUAGUAACUAAUAGAAAAUAAGAAUUUAUUCCAUUGUUCAAUCUUCACUGAAAAUAUUAUGCAAAAUAUUCAGGAAAAUGAGCGAUUUGUCUAAGAAUUCAGGAAUGUGAAGAAACACAUGUGCCCUGAAAUCUUAUAUAUUUUACUUUUUGUUACUGAUUUUUGGAGAGAAUAAAUUCUCUCAAGUAACAAACAAUCUUUAAGUUUUUAUUUUUAACCUAAUAAAUAUUGCUAAUGUUAGCCAUGAAAAAAUAUUGGGAUGAAUGAUAUUAAACACUGAAUUGUCCUGCCUUUUUACAUAUGUUUCUGAGAUAUCCUUAUUACCUUAAACAGCCGAUACAAUGAAUGGUAUAAGAUGUUUAGUUAAUUUUGUGUAUAACAACAUGAUAACAAGUAGCAUUUAGGUGAGUAAUGUGGGUUCAUUAAGAAAUAAUUUUUGUAAUAACCUACAGUUCUAUAAACAUAUUGCUUCAUAAAAAUGCUUCCUGUGAAAUUUUUAUGUUAAAUGAAAGGUGAUAACUCAAUAACAGCUCAAAAGAAGUUCCUAUCCAUAAUUCCUUAUAAAAUAAUAAGAAGUAGAUGCUCAGGAUGCUUGGGUGAUGAACAUAUAGUAUCUCCCCUUUAAUCUCUGAUAUUGCUACUUAUGGGAAAAUGGCAGGCUAGAGUAAUACCAAUUAGACCUAAUUAAAGAAUGUGCUAAAGGUUUAAUGUGUGACCACAGACUUCCAUUUUAGUUGAGUCUUUUACAUUCUUGAUCUUUAUUCCAGAAUUGAAAUUGUUCAAACUAUUUUUGAAAUCUAUUGGCAUUACAUAUUUCUACAUUGAAAUAUAAUUAACAAUGCAAAUUGUAAUAUAGUUUGUUAUAUCUCUAAUCACUGAAAGUUUUUAGAGAUAUAUUUUAUAUAUAAUAGUG